This is a messenger RNA of Clupea harengus (Atlantic herring), 3864 nucleotides long. It is a transcript of the gene il17re, whose product is annotated as interleukin-17 receptor E. The transcript is spliced from 12 exons. The record is from RefSeq and is a predicted model, not a curated record. Bases 261 to 2336 code for a protein of 691 amino acids. Gene Ontology annotation, molecular function: interleukin-17 receptor activity. Lineage: Eukaryota; Metazoa; Chordata; Actinopteri; Clupeiformes; Clupeidae.
UGUAUAUGCAAAAUCUGAAUCCAAUUUUUCAGGCUAGACACCUUAACUGCCCUCUUGGGUGUAUCAAGCAUACUUGGCUGUAUCAAGCAUACUCAUCAGAAACCAUUAAAGUGCCCAUUAAAACCAAUACAAUUCCCAUUAUAACAAUUUAAACCCGUGACGGUUUCUACUGUUAUUUAUCACGGUGAUAAAGGUGGUGGGCUAAUUAGGAGAGGUGCCGUAGGCCUGUGCCUUCGCUCUUGGGCGGAGCUUUUUGACACAUGUUGACAUUUCCGAUAGCGCUUAAAAACGUGUUCGUAGCUCCUCAUACUUUGGGAGAUCUCAUUGCCCUCUUUAUCUUCGCCAUGAUACUGGAUUCAAUGCUAGCACGUGCCACAUUCAUGAUAUAUCUACUGAAUGUCAUAAAAGAAAUUCAACAAAACCCAAUGGACUUCACAACGAAUUUGGAAGAUCAAGUGCCACAUCUCAGCUACUUGGAUAUGGAUCUGGUGUCCCAUAGCUUCUUAAUAAUGAGAGAAGGGGGUCCCAUGGUCAACGUCAGGCUAUGCUACAGGUCUGCCUCAUGUGUGUCACUCUCUCCUCCAGUUGAAAUUCAGGUGAGUAUUUUUUUGUGUUCUGGUGGGUUUUGUAAUAGUCAUCUUUAUUGCAAGUUGAUGUGCAUUCAUUAUCUAGCACAAUCUUUUUUUUUCCAGAUGAAUACAACUCAUUCCCUUUCUACUAACAUCAGUUUUCCAUAUCUUCUGCCAUGUUUGUGUAUACAGGUGUAUUAUGAUCACCCUGAUGCAAUGAGGAGGACCAUAUGUCCCUUUGAGAACAUGACUCAAAAUGGGGUCCUGGAUGUGUUGUCCUCCGGUGAAAUAAGAGUCUAUAAUAAUUCCAAACUGACAUGGCAUCCCCUCUGUCCCUCUGCCGAGCUAUCUCCCUCUGCAAAGCUUUGCUGGAAUAACAGUGCUAGUCUGGCUGACUGUGUCAUUUUGCCUAACACCACACUACAAGCAGUUGGUCUGAUCUAUGACGUGUCUGAUGUGGACAGGCACCCACAGAUGUGUAUUCAGUUGUCUUUGAAUAACAGCCAUUAUGUUCACUGCCCCUUCAAGUUUGGUCAUGUCUACCAGUGGGAAGUCACUCAUUUAGCAGUAGUUGCUGGACACCUGCGGGUGUCAAUUACAUCCAACAUUCCUGCGUGUUUUGCAGGCCAGCUGUGUGCCCAUGUUGCAGAAGAAUGUGUCGCUAUAGGAGAUGAAGGCAAUGUCUGCAUGGAGGGGGGCAGCAGCCUAGUGCAGCUGGUGUUAUCACUUCCCUUUCGCUCUCUUGGGAUGUGUGUACAGGUGUGGAGACUUCAACCAGUUCUCCAUGGGAGAAGAAUAUUUUGCCUGGACUACCCACAGAUGCACAGAAGAUGGGGUCUAAUUGUUGGGGCAACACUGGCUUUUCUGCUUACUUUAGUAGUCCUGGGAAAUGUUGCUUGUCACCAGUUUUCUAAAAGAUUCUCAGGUUGUGGUUCCAAUAGACCUGUUUUGCUAGUAAGUUCCUCAGAUGACGCUAGUCACAUCUCAGCAGUAUUAGCUCUUGCUUCUGGCCUACAAGCAGAGCUCCACUGCAGUGUGCGGCUUGCUCUGUGGGACCACUGUGCCUCACAGGACUCGAUAGCUCAUCUGGGGCCCGUCCCCUGGCUCCAUGCUCAGUGCCACACUGUGUUACAGACUGGAGGCAUGGUACUAAUUGCUUGGAGUUCCAGUGCCUCUGGUACCUGGAAAUGGAAGGGAGAGGGUGGAAAGAAAAGUGCAUUUAACUUAGAAUAUGUGCAACUGGCAAGAACUGAGAAUAACCAAAACCUUGAUACAAAUGAUUCUAAACAGAAAGAGUGGACCUGCACAUUAAAGGGAGAGAAAGACAUAGAAAGCCAUGGAGCAGCUCAGAAAGACAUAGAAAGCCCUAUAGCAACUCAGAAAGCAGAAUGGCAAGAGAAAGCUCUGCAGGGAUGUAGAGAGCAAUGUGAAGAAAAGACCUCAGUGACUGCUCCAGUGCUUGUUGCUACUCUGUCCUGUGUGCAAGCAGCACUGCAGUCAGGACUCCAGAUUGACAAUUUCAUCGUACUUCAUUUCCAGAAAAAAGGCUUGAAAAGUGAAAGUGAAAGCAAUGGGGAUCUUCCAGCUGUGCUCCACACUCUGCCUACAUACUACCUGCCACAGAAUCUCCCUAAACUUGUGUUAAAGCUGAGGAUGGGCUCUAUUAAAACAUCCAGUUGCUGGUUGUGGCUGACUGAGCCUUGGUGGGCCCACCAUGUGUCAUGGCGGUUAGCACAAAGACUGCAGGACUGUCUCCAUCAAGGCUGAGCUCCAGAGCGGAAUGUGUACAGACGAUGUUUAAUAUGGAAAGUGACAAUCUCUCUCUCUCUCAUCCCCUUUGCUAAAGCCAUAGCAGCACAGAUGUGUCAUCCCAGUGAAUAUUUUACUUAACAUAAAUUUCAAAGGUGUCUUUGGACAUAUUGUGUGUUUUGGAGUGCCUUGGAAUUCACAGCAGGUCCAUCCCUAAAACCUGAACCAUUCAACAAAUUGUUUGUGUAAUGGACAUUGUUGAACACAGUCUUGUGUAGUGUGUAAAUGUCACAUCCUGAGGCAAGUUACGUUGAUAUUGUAGACCUUAAUAGGGAGUGAAGCUUAUUGUUACCUGCAUUUUGAGAAGUACAGUCCCGCGCCCACACCUACAGCCUCAGGCUCAAAUAACUUGCAUUUUUAUUGGAAUGUGUAGUCAAUACAAUUGCAUCCUUUGACCAAGCCAUACACAAGUUGAAAAAACUCAGAAGUGAGGCCAAGACCAAUGCUGACUGAGACGCCAACUUUGAUAAUGGACUGCAUCGAUGAAUAAAAGGAAUGCUCGAGAAUGUCUCUCUAUUGUGUCCUCAAUGACAGCAUGGAGGAAUGGUGGAAGGAGGCCGAAACUGCCAGCAAUGGUCAACUAGAACCUGUAGAGACAGGGUCUGAAGGUAAAACAGACUCCAUCAUAGACGAGGAAGAUCUGGAUGACCAGAUCACCUAUGUCUAAGGAAAGAAAACACACGCCUGGGUCAAUGUGCUAGCCUGACGUACCACCAGGGGGCCCGUGUGGGAAACAGACAUAAGGGGAGCAUGCCCCUAGACCCCCAUAGUUUUGCUGGGUCACAGGAAAAAUAAUAGGUUUUAUCUAGGGGCUUAGCCCCCUCAAAAGUGGGAACCUAGAUUCGCCCCUGGUGGAGAGUUGAAGAUUUUAUAUUUUUGCAUAUCUACACACUCUUCUUGUCACACCCCAUACAUGCAAAACAUACAUCCAACACCAAUAAAAUGAACAAACAUACCACUAUGGCAUUAUCAUAUCAUCACUUCAGCUAUGCUUAGUGAAACUUAAGUUUUAGAGAAUAGCCUCAGAGCAUGAAUUACGUACCUCAAGCAACAGAAGUUUUAGGAAACUUGUUGACAUUGUUGAUUGUUUCUACGAUAUUUUUCCAUGAAAAAUUAAACUGUGAAUCAUAUGUAAUCCGCCUGGGAAUGCCCCAGCAGACUUGUUUCUCAUCUGGGAGACUUUGGUCGAUUACUCCACUGUUUAAUUGCUCAUAAUGCUGUGUAGGACAUUGAUAGAUGAAUGGGAAGUGCUAAGAUAAGGUUAAAUUGGCUUGGCUGAAUAGCACAGGUAAAAUGUGCUCAUUAGGCUGCAUAGACUAUUGAUAGUCACAGGAAUGUAAUGCUAAAAUAGUGUUAAUCAGUUGCUUAUGCUACAUAGUGAUGCUGGAAUACCUCAAAGAGGGGAGAUGCAUUUUGAAUUACUGAUGCUGGAACAUGGACAUCUGAAGAAAAGUUAGAAUCAAUAAACAAAAUGGCUGUAACACAA